Molecule: messenger RNA, 720 nt
Organism: Impatiens glandulifera
Lineage: Eukaryota; Viridiplantae; Streptophyta; Magnoliopsida; Ericales; Balsaminaceae
Product: prefoldin subunit 6
Exons: 5
Coding region: 83-475 (130 amino acids)
Biological process (GO): protein folding; chaperone-mediated protein complex assembly
Cellular component (GO): prefoldin complex; cytoplasm
Molecular function (GO): protein-folding chaperone binding
Source: RefSeq, a predicted model, not a curated record
CUUGCACCAAUCUGGUGCAUUGCCCUAGAUGACGGGCAAUAGACAUUGACGAGGACUGGAAGCUGAAGAGGGGGAGAGAUUCAUGGCAUCGUCGAGUGCUGUACGAGAUUUACAAAGAGAACUUGAGAACAAGGCCAAUGAUCUCAGCAAGCUUCAGAAAGAAAUCGCGAAAAACCACCAAGUCAGGAAAAAGUAUACCAUACAGCUCGGAGAGAACGAGCUUGUUCUAAAGGAACUGGAUCUGUUGAAAGAAGAUGCCAAUGUGUACAAAUUGAUAGGCCCUGUACUUGUCAAGCAGGAUAUGGCAGAGGCUAAUGCCAAUGUUCGCAAGCGUAUUGAUUAUAUCACUGCCGAAUUGAAGCGUCUGGAUGGAACUCUGCAAGAUCUGGAUGAAAAGCAGAACAGCAAGAAAGAUGCGGUCUUAAAGUUGCAACAAAGACUUCAAUCUCUCCAGGCAGGAAAAGCAAAAGCAUAGUAUGGAUUGGAAUGAAUGGUUUUUUAAAUAUGUCAAUCUUCAUGAUCUAGGCAUUGGAUUAUUAUUAUUAUUAUAUUUCACUUGGAAGAAUGGCCAUCAAGUUUUCAAUUAUCAGUCUAAAGAUGUUUUGGUUAGUGUUAGCUCAUGAUUUGUUCUGCAGUUACAUUAUUCUCUUAUAUUAUUUCUACCACAAUGAGCCUAUUAUUGAUGGACCAACCCCUCUUAAGCCAAUGAUCAGUUUGUUU